Molecule: messenger RNA, 651 nt
Organism: Darwinula stevensoni
Lineage: Eukaryota; Metazoa; Arthropoda; Ostracoda; Podocopida; Darwinulidae
Source: the annotation of a GenBank genome assembly
AUGAAUCAACAGCGUGAAUAUCAUUUGGAUUCACAUUUGGGCCAGGCCCGUCCUCUUCGACCAGGCCCGCCCUCUUCGCCCAGGCCCGCCCUCUUCGCCUCAGGCCCGCCCUCUUCGGCUCGGGAUAUCGCCCUUGCCGGCCGUUGUGGAUUUUCUGCAAGUCUGCACGACCCGACCCAUAAAAGGGGGGCGACGGAAGUCCCGCAUCCAUCCGCUUCUCAGUGCGAACACGGACUCAGUCUUCCGACGAUGAACUGCUUCCCUCAGGUGGUUCGGACGACGACGCUGCUGCUGCUCCUCGUCGCCUCGACGGCUGGCUCCAAGAGACAAUACUACAGUCCCUAUGGAGGGUAUGGAGGAUACCCCGGAGGGAUUGGAGGGUACACAGGAGGGAUUGGAGGAUACCCAGGAGGGAUUGGAGGAUACCCAGGAGGGUAUGGAGGGUACACAGGAGGGUAUGGAGGAUAUCCAGGAGGGAUUGGAGGGUUCAGAGGAGGGUAUGGAGGAUACCCAGGAGGGUAUGGAGGGUUCACAGGAGGAUAUGGAAGAUACCCGGGAGGAUUCGGAGGGUACCGCGGGGGAUACCCGAGCCUGCUGGGGAUCAUCAACCGGGCCCUUCUCAGGGCCCUCACCCGAUACCCGCUUUUCUGA